Messenger RNA from Lolium rigidum, 1802 nucleotides. RefSeq names its product zinc finger protein ZAT5-like. NCBI's taxonomy places the organism in Eukaryota, Viridiplantae, Streptophyta, Magnoliopsida, Poales, Poaceae. The transcript has a single exon. The record is from RefSeq and is a predicted model, not a curated record. The coding region runs from base 468 to 1499 and encodes 343 amino acids.
AGCACUUAGCAAUUAACCAUCAAAACCUCUUUCGAUCUCUCCCUCUAAACAAGAGAGAGGAGGUUAUAAGAGUUGAAGAGACAUCCAAAAGACAGGCAUAUAGAGGAAGCCCAGCCGGCUAGGUUUUUCCAGACAGCUCUUCGAUCUUCUCUCUGAAUGUUUCUCUCUCAUCUGUAGAGAGAGAAGCUAGAAGCUAGAGUUGCUUGUCCAUUAAUUAUAGGCCAAAAGAAACUUCCAUUGAUUAGAGUAGUAGCUGCAGGAUCCAUCUCUUUGUUGUUUAUAUAUGCGCGCAGAGCAAAACGCUUCUCUUCCUCUCUCUCUAGCCAGCGUAGCUCCACUUGUCCCUCUCGUCUCCUCCCGCCAUAAAAACCACAGAGCCAGCCUCCCUCCCUCCCUACCUGCCUUGCCUGCCACUCUCUCUCUCGUCCUCUCUCUCUCCCUACGCCUUCCUCUCUUGCUUCGGCGACAUGCAAUCGGCCAUGGAGCUGGUGCUCUUCCGGGAGGAGGGCAUGGACGAUCGGCAGCAGCACGCAGCCGUAGUGAAGCGGAAGCGCACCAAGAGGCCCCGCCACCACCCGCCUGCGGCCAUGGCCUCCUCCUCCGCGUCCUCCUCCGAGAGCACCACCACCGAGGAGGAGGAUAUGGCCCACUGCCUCAUCCUCCUCGCCCAGAGCGCGGCUCCUCCCGUCGUCGUCGAAGCUAGGUCGUCGCCGCCCGCGACGGCGCCGCAAGAGACAUCGGCUCCGGCCGCCGCGCCGACGCCUGUGGUGGUGACGACGACCAAGACGGAGAGGUACACGAGCCGCAAGUACACGGAGGCGGCCACCACGGCGGACGGCGUCAGGGCCGGCUUCUACGUGUACGAGUGCAAGACGUGCAACAAGUGUUUCCCCACCUUCCAGGCCCUCGGCGGCCACCGCGCCAGCCACAAGAAGCCACGCCUCGCCGGAGGCGCCGAUGAGGACGCCACAAACACCGCCAUCGUCGCCGUCACCAAGCCUUCCAAGCCGCCGUCAAUGAAGACGGCAUCACCACCGCCGCCGACGAUGACAGCAGCGUCGCCGCCGCUUCCACCACCUGCGCUGGACGCUGCCCCGGACGUCACGACCGUGCUGAGCCUCAACAACGGCGGCAGCCCUGGCAUCAACAACAACAGGAUUCGCGUGCACGAGUGCUCCAUAUGCGGCGCCGAGUUCGCCUCCGGGCAGGCGCUGGGAGGGCACAUGCGGCGUCAUCGGCCACUGCACGCGCCGAGCGCCGCGCCGGUGACCGCGAUCGCCGCGGUAACCACGAAGAAAGACGGGAGCGCCAGCAUCAACCUGGAGCUCGAUCUCAACCUGCCAGCUCCGUCCGACGAGGAGUCUGUCUCGCACCCGCACCCGCCCCCGUCAGCGCCGGCAACUGCGCCGGUGGUGCUCGGCCUUGGGCCGUUCGACAGCGGCAAGAAACGGCUCAUGCUCACCGCCGCCUCCGCCGCGCUGGUGGAUUGCCAUUAUUGAUCGACACGCCCGCGCAGCUGGCCUCGUGAAUUCUUUUUUCUUAACACCGAUUGAUUGGUUGGUUGAUCAUUCUGCUUCUUCAUCUCCUUCUAUACAAAACUACGUAUACUUACAAAUCUGUUCCUUGGCAUGAAUAUAUCAAGGAAAUUGUAAUUAACAUACAAUUGAUUCUUUCCAUUCUUUGGUGUAAGAAGAUUGACUAUAGAAAAUAAUAAUUGACAUUUCGAUGUAUAUGUAUUGUACACACAAGCAUAUUGGGGCUGAAAUAUAUAUUGGAAUGAAGGGAAAUUCCACUUCGUGACC